GGGCAGUGGAUUCUUCUUUGUGUUUCCGGUGUUCAACCUUGUGCUAAACAUGAAUGAGUAAAGCCGUAGAUCCACUAUUAAACUAAUUUAUCUGAUGAACUAGUAAUGUGUAUUAUCUUUACGUAUGUCUGUUUAUAAUCCGGACGAGGGAGUGACCUGGAGCUGUUCUCAAUAAUAAGUAACAUCACACAUUUUCAGAAAUGUCUCUGGCCCAAAUCUCCCGCCUUUCCGUGACCCAGCUUGUCCUUCGAUCCCAAAGCCACCAUCUCCUCUCCUCUGUAUAUCCUCUGAUCAUCUCCAAACGAACUGUCAUCCAGGAGCCUUACAGACGCCCCGGACAGCCCAAAGAAAACAAAUUUCCCUGGGAGAAAAUAAACUUUGACCUAUCCAAAGGUUUAAAGGGCAUUAAGAAAAACUUUGCAUUGUUGAAAAAGGAGUUUGUGGAACGCUGGGUCGGUCCCGAAGGCAAGCCGAUCAUUGAGCAUAUGUUGGAGCAAAACAGAGUUGUCUGGGAGUUCAGAGGGGCAGAGAGCCUAGAGGAGUGGACAGUGUCUUCAGAUCGAGAGAUUGGUGGACAAAGCGAGGCAUAUGUGAAGCUUGGAAGGAACAAUAAUACAUGUUUGCUCUAUGGGACUUUACGUUCAACACCACCGAGAGAUGGAGAGACGAGGUACAGCGGCUACUGCACAAUGAGGUCCAAACAACAACUGGCUUCAUUUGACAGAAAGAAACACUUUGAUUGGACCAGUUUCAACACUCUUCAUUUGAGGGUUCGAGGAGACGGUCGUCCGUGGAUGAUAAACAUCAGCUGUGAGACUUUCUUCGCUCAUCAGAAAGACGACAUCUACAACUAUUUCUUGUACACUCGAGGAGGACCCUACUGGCAAGACGUUAAGUUACCCUUCUCUAAAUUCUUUCUGACACAUCGAGGGAGGAUACAGGACGAUCAACACUGUCUGUGGCUAGAUAAGGUGAACACUAUUGGCUUUACUCUGGGAGAUAAAGUAGAUGGGCCUUUCCAGUUGGAGAUUGACUUUAUUGGUGUUUGUAAAGACUACGCUCACACAGAGGAGUUUGCCUAUGAGGUGUACAAGAGGAACCCUGAAGUUUAA
Molecule: messenger RNA, 1112 nt
Organism: Periophthalmus magnuspinnatus
Lineage: Eukaryota; Metazoa; Chordata; Actinopteri; Gobiiformes; Gobiidae
Gene: ndufaf1
Product: NADH:ubiquinone oxidoreductase complex assembly factor 1
Exons: 5
Coding region: 201-1112 (303 amino acids)
Biological process (GO): mitochondrial respiratory chain complex I assembly; mitochondrial electron transport, NADH to ubiquinone
Cellular component (GO): mitochondrion
Source: RefSeq, a predicted model, not a curated record